CUAAAUGCAGGAAAUGACAGUUGAGUUGAAAACGGGUUGCUAUAGGUGCGAGAUCCCAAAACCGAAAGGUGGAGGGCGAGGGAAUCGAAACCAUCUACUAUUUAUCUUCAUUUUCUUCGUCUUCGUUUCUUCUUUUCCCAUUUUCUAUUUUCCAUUCCUUUCUCCCUCACUGAAAUCUCGCCCAACCGAAUCGAUCCUUCUACUUUCUUCGCGUUUCCAAUAAAGAAAAAUUCAUUCCGUUACUGAUUGAUGUGGUAGUUGCAAUUGCACUGUGUGAGCGUCCCUCUGCCGAAUCGGAAGAUGGGAUUAGUGUUUACAAAAUUGUUUUCCUCUCUCUUCGGUAACAAGGAAGCUCGAAUCCUCGUUCUCGGCCUCGACAAUGCCGGGAAAACCACCAUCCUUUAUCGGCUUCAGAUGGGCGAAGUUGUCUCCACCAUUCCAACUAUUGGGUUUAAUGUCGAAACUGUGCAGUAUAACAACAUCAAAUUUCAAGUUUGGGAUUUAGGUGGGCAAACAAGUAUCAGGCCAUAUUGGAGGUGCUACUUUCCAAAUACUCAGGCAAUAAUAUAUGUUGUUGAUUCAAGUGACGUUGAUAGGCUUGUGAUUGCUAAGGAGGAAUUCCAUGCAAUUCUGGAGGAGGAAGAACUAAAAGGUGCUGUUGUUCUCCUUUUUGCAAACAAACAGGACCUUCCUGGUGCACUUGAUGAUGCUGCAGUGACGGAGGCUCUAGAGCUACACAAGAUAAAAAAUCGCCAAUGGUCUAUUUUCAAAACUUCUGCAAUAAAAGGAGAAGGACUUUUUGAGGGCCUGGACUGGUUGAGCAACACACUCAAAUCUGGGGGUGGCUAAAGUUGUCCAGCUUCAGUGAAAUGAUUGAAUUCAGAAGAAAGGUUGACAGGCGUAUUUUUGGUAUCUCUUUCACUGUGAAUCAUGUUAUAAUAAUAGAUUAAAGCUCGCACACAUGCGUUUGAUUCCGUUUUCUAUUUACAGUUAAAGGUGUGAAUGAUGGUCAUCGGUUGUAUUUUCGAUGUUUUUUUUUUUUUUUUCAUUUUAUUUUUAAGCCAGUGUCUUGGUUCCCGUAAUAGCAGUAGCUGAAUGGUUUCUAAGGAAAAUUUUCUCGUCUAAUGUUGUGUAAUCGAGCUACAUGGGUUUACACUUAAUGUGGUUGACGUAAAGAUGAUUCCAUGAGGUAGUUUUGUCAAUGAUACCGGCUGAUGAUGACAAACCUUCAAAGCUCUCUGGUGGCGAUGAGGACCGAAAAGCUAUUGUUGACAAGGUGAAUCAUGGUAGCAAAUUUUUACUUAGUGUAAAAUGUUUUAGGAUGAUAUGACAAUUUUCUUUGGAUUUUGGAUUUAAUAUUCCUGUUAUCUAAAAGUAACCUUUGGUUCGAACUAUAAGUCGGAUUGGAUACCUAAUUUGGGGCAAAAGUUUCUUAA
This is a messenger RNA of Vigna unguiculata (cowpea), 1436 nucleotides long. It is a transcript of the gene ARF3, whose product is annotated as ADP-ribosylation factor 3. Lineage: Eukaryota; Viridiplantae; Streptophyta; Magnoliopsida; Fabales; Fabaceae. Gene Ontology annotation, molecular function: GTP binding; GTPase activity. The record is from RefSeq and is a predicted model, not a curated record.